This is a messenger RNA of Pediculus humanus corporis (human body louse), 1053 nucleotides long. RefSeq lists its product as uncharacterized. The record is from RefSeq and is a predicted model, not a curated record. Gene Ontology annotation, biological process: carbohydrate biosynthetic process. Lineage: Eukaryota; Metazoa; Arthropoda; Insecta; Psocodea; Pediculidae. Bases 1 to 1053 code for a protein of 350 amino acids. Gene Ontology annotation, molecular function: sulfotransferase activity. Gene Ontology annotation, cellular component: membrane. The transcript has 5 exons.
AUGAGAAAAUACCAAAGAUUUUUCUUGUGCAUCAUUUGUGGAUUUCUUUUCAUAACAGUUUAUUUAAUUGUUUUGGUUUUUUCCAAAGAAGAUGAUGAUGGUGUCGUGAAUGGAAUCCAUUUUAAAAAUAUUAAUAAAAAUUUAAAAAUUCAUUCGAAAUUGACAGAAGAACAAAUUAGGAGUUUAUUGAUGCAACAAGAAUCAAUUAAUAAUGAGAGAAUACAAAAAAUAGAAGAAACUUGUAAAAAAUAUAAUUUGGGAAUUUUUAAAACAUUUGAUAAUAAUAAUAAUAAUAAUAAUAAUAAUAAAACAAUCAAGUAUCCUCCUGUACCACAAUACAGCGUUUUUUAUUUCGAUUUAGAAAAUAAAUUGACAUUUUGUCCAAUAUAUAAAGCAGGUAGCACAACGUGGUUAUAUAAUUUUUGCCUACUUGCUGGAAUGACUGAAAAACAAAUAAAAAAUUCUAAAAAACAAUUGAGUGAAUUAGCAAGACAACAUUAUCCAAUAUUAGAUCCUGAAGUAGCUGAACAAAAUUUCCAAAAAACAAUAAAACUCAUAACUGUCAGACAUCCAUUUGAAAGAUUAUUGUCAGCGUAUAGAGAUAAAUUAGAAAAUAUAAAUUCUGGAAGAGAACAUGGAACAUUACAUUUUUAUCACUCAUUCGGUCGUAAAAUAGUUAAAAAGUAUAGAAAAAAUGGUAAUAAAACAAAAAAUUGGAAUUUGAUGAAUUCAAAUCAAUACAUGUGGAAUCCAAAUGAACCCAAACCUGAAGGAAUAGAACCUACUUUUGAAGAAUUUAUAACGUACCUGAUUAAUAUUAAUCUUUCCGAUUAUUCUGACGAUCAUUGGAUUCCUUAUUAUUUAUUUUGCACUCCAUGUCUUCUUCGUUAUGACGUCAUAGCAAAAGUAGAAACCUUAAACGUUGAUCAAUUAUAUACAUUUCACGUUCUCAACCUGCAAAAUAAAAUAAAACCUAAAUGGAUGCAUAAAACUCAAUUUUUACAACAAGGUAAACUCAUUAAUUAUAAAUUUAAAUCUAAUUUCCUUUUAUAA